UUGGACGGCACCAGAGUAAACAUUACGCAUUACAAUUUACAGAUUUACAGUUCAAAGUACAUUACAGAUUUACAGUUCAAAGUACAAGUACAAAAUUUAAUGUACAAUUACAAGUCAAAAUGAGAAACCAAUAAUCUUUUAACUUUGCUGCUUUAAAGUGCUUUCCUCGUACUACUUGCGCUAGGUUGCAGGGAUGGCAAAGGGCGAAGUUGCAUCAUCUGAAGCAGAAAUGGAUGGGGCCAAUUCUAAUGAGAUAGCUCUUCAUCAAACCAGAUGCUCUGAAUAUUCAUUUAGAUCCAGUUCUAGGAUCACGCCCUCGAAUAGGCAGAUGUCUGCUUCGGCCUUUUACUGUGAUCCAGAUGUUCCUGGUACAGGAUCAGAUGGUGUAGUGGCUUCUGAGAGGGAUCAAAACCUUCCAACAUAUUCCAUAAUGCAAUCGAGAAAAUUACCUUAUGCCUUGUGGUAUGUGAUUGCAAAGUCAUUGGGCAUUAAACUUUAUCAAGCAGAAAAGCCAUGGAUAGGAACUAUCAUGUAUAUGGCAACUAUUGCCUCUGCAUUGGGAUUUGCUAUUUGUGGAACCUACUAUACAGCGUUUGAUAUCAUCAGUGAAUACACAAAGUCAACAAUUAUGGAUGGAUCCUUCAACCUUUUGUUAGGUGCAAUUUGGUGCUCACUCGGCAUCUACGCGAACGGGCUGGCAUACAAGCUGUUCCGUAAUCGCAGCAUGAUGGACAAGCUACGCUUGCAUGCCAAGACUGUGUUCAAGAUCAACUCUGCACUUCUCACUGCGUUUCUUGCAGUAAGCUUCAUGAUGGUGAACAGCUGUCAUGUGAAAGACCAAUUUCAGAACAGUUACUGUGAGCAAGUGCAGCUGAAUGCUAUCGUCUGCAAGGUCUACUAUGUGUCGAGAGUCGUUUUCUCUACAUGUGCAUGCAUCUGGAAUGUUCUUGUGGCUAUCGUCUGCAUGUCUCUCUGUCGGACACACACAAUAGGGAUCCGACGGUUCAUCAAACAACUCGAAAUAGAUGGCGCCAGGAUAGAGAAGCGACAGUUAGUGUCAUCAAAUCGAAGUUUCCAUACUGACAUAGACUUGGUUGACAACCAACGUCUUGAGAUGGAUGAAAUAGCUGCAGAUGUUGAUGAGCAUAGAGAAGAUCAAUAUUCAGCUGAAACACAUGAGGGGGAUUCUGUUUUUUACAUAAACAUACCAGAUCUUACUGAUGAAACACAUCCAGCACAGAGUGCAUCACCCAUAAACAGCCAAGCUCCUGGCAUCAGGCAGAGAACGCGUGAUCACCCUGAAAGGGAAUGUAGUAUCCAAUCAAAUGUCAUCUACACGAACAAUGACAUCUUGCUUAUUUUCUGGAAGAUAUCAAGUCAUCUUAGGAUGACCUCGCUGCUUCUGGAGCGAUGGUUGUGUAGCUGGGUGGCUCUUGUAAUGCUUUGGACUGCACUCUACCUGCUGUAUUGGCUCGACAACACUGCUAGCACUUACGAUGUGAUCGAGUUCCUCAUCCCGCUUAUCCUCCUUCCCCUCGUCUGCUCGGCGUUUGCAGAGGUCAACAAUGAAGGAAUACGUGUGCUAAAGUGUGUAUGUCCAACAGAUGAGAGAAUGCACAUGCUGUUUUACUUGAGUCAGUUUCCGAUCCAGAUAACGGCGUUUAAUAAUCCUGUCACAUACUCAGGAAUUAUCAAGGUGAUCAUGGCAAUUGGAUUUGCUUUCGCUUCCAAGGUCAUCAUUGAUCUUCUCUCCGACGUGUGACCCUAAGAAUCAGCCAUUUUCUUUCUACCUGGGAGUGCUACACCCGUAUUUGUUAAUUUCCCCAUUGUCACGAGUUGAAGCUAUAGGGCUAGUGAGGCACGCACGCAUACACUGUAGACGGAAAUGUUUAGUAACGUCAGAUAAUGAAAAGUUUAAUAAACCAUAUAACAGUUCAACGUUGGCACCCGCACAACCCUCAAUUGCAAUAUUACGGAAAACUAUAUAUACAUUAAAUGAUACACAUAAUAUAAUUAUAAUGAGAUAUAAGGAAUCAUAAGGAGGAUUUGUGUGUGUAUUCAUACGUGAUAAGAUUGUAUGAUAAUCGUUACUUGUGCCGUAAACCUGUGGUAUAAGAUUGUGUUUUUAGAUUAUGCAUAGCACUUAUUUAUUAUGUGAUUAAAACAAAGUACAGUAAUAAAUAACAGCAAUACAUAAUAACAUUAUAUGUAUUGUAUGUUAUGUAUUAUAUGUAUUGUAAAUAUUAUAUAGGAAUUCUUACAAGUACUAGUAAGAUGUCCUAUAGUUAUCAUUCCUGUUAUUACUUUUAUCAAUUUUCCAAGUGAUUUAAUGUCCACUUAAAGUUCAUAGGUUUAUAUUUACAUUCCCAAUUUGUUGGUUAUGUAAUUUUUUUUUCAUAUAUGUAUAUAUACAGGAAAACAAUUAAAUCUAAUCAGUUCAA
Priapulus caudatus is the source of this 2441-nucleotide messenger RNA. RefSeq lists its product as uncharacterized. The transcript is spliced from 12 exons. The record is from RefSeq and is a predicted model, not a curated record. The coding region runs from base 194 to 1762 and encodes 522 amino acids. Lineage: Eukaryota; Metazoa; Priapulida; Priapulimorpha; Priapulimorphida; Priapulidae.